AAAUAUUAACGUAAAACAGAAUUAAAUAUUUUAAAUAUAGAGAAAAUUCUUAUAUAUCAAGAAAAGCAUACAAAAAAUGUUUCUAGUUUAGAAUGAAAAAAAAUUUAAAUAUGGGUAAAUUGAAUUUUCAUAAAAUAUUAUUCUUAUACACGUGUAAAAUCAAUAUUAAUCAUAAAUUUAUAAAUAAAACUAAUAAACUCAUGUUCAGAUAAAAUUAUAAAUACAGAAUACUCGAGUGUUGUUUCCAAUAAUAUACAAGAAAAAAUUUAAUUUUCUAAGAUCCUACAGAGGGCCGUUAUAACUUCAAUAUCCUUUUACAAGCUUCGUGUGCAACUCCUUUUAAAAGAUGUCAAGUUUAAACAUUAGACAUGUAAGUGUGGACACUUACCGUUAAUAGUUUGAUAAUAGUCAUGCGGAAGAUACAGUUUCUACUGCAUAUCUAUUUAUUAUUGUGUUCAUCUACAAGUUCUCAUGCUGAAGUCACACAAUCUACUAAAAAAGUUAUAGAAACACGUGAGGGAACUUUGAGAAAAUCAUCGUCAACGGACUCACCUAUGUUAAAUUAUAUAUUUGAUUCACAUAAUGCUUUAAAUCACCACCAACAUUAUCAUAGUAAUCACUGGGGACCACAUUUUGAGGGAUCAAGUAAAAAUAUAACAGCACAAGCUGGUACUAAUGUUACUCUUGAUUGCAAAAUAUCUAUGCUUCAUGAUAAAGUGGUAUCAUGGGUUCGUCGACAGAAGGAUGGAGAAAAGAUGACUUUAUUGACGGUUGGUAGUGUUACCUACACCGGCGAUCCUAGGUACACUAUUAAAUUUCAGUAUCCAGACAACUGGCGCCUGCAAAUUAAUUAUGUGAACAGCAGUGACGAAGGUCAAUAUGAUUGUCAAAUAACAACACACCCGCCAAAAUGCAUUCAUAUAAAUUUACAUAUUAACGCUCCAUCUGUACAAAUAGUCGAUACUAUGGGUAAACAAAUAAGAGACAAAUAUUACGAGGCAUACAGUACAAUUGAACUAUUAUGUCUUAUAAGGCAUGUGGCUAUGCAGAUGCAGUACAGCGUUGUACAAUGGCUUCAUGGAGAUAAAAUAUUAAACUACGACACGACAAGGGGUGGCAUUAGUGUAAAGACGAAUCUGAUGGAAGAAGGAGCUAAUUCUACUCUCAGUAUAGCCAGAGUUGCUCCAUCAGACAGUGGAAAUUACACGUGUUAUCUUACCAUUAUGCCGGAGAAACCAGCAGUAGUACAUAUUCAUGUUCUUAAUGAAAGCCUAGCAGAGCUGCAAUUUAACAAAGGAAGCAGUUGGAAAAAAAUCUUCAGUAGAAUUGCAAUUAUGAGCUCAAUUGUUACCUGCUUUGCGUUGAGCUAAACUUUUUUUUUAGUGGAAUUAAGAACAAUGUUCGAAAAUAACCAAAAAAAAUUUAAGCAAAUUGUAAGAUAUUAAACAUUUAAAAAAAGAUAUAUUUAAAAUAAUUUUUAAAGUUGUACAGAAAGGAGAGCAUAAUAAUGUGUAUGUUAUUGACGAAAAUUGUGAGGCCUCUAAGAAAAUGAAAUAUUUUUUUGUUUAAAAUUGUGAUAAAGAAAAAAAAGAUGGCAUAGAGAAUUUUUAAAAGAAGGGAUGAUAUUUAGCUUAUAAUUAAAAUUGUAAAAAUUAUUUUUAUAAUCUUUUAAAGCAAGUACAAAGGUAUAUUACUUCAGUCAUUCAUAAUAUAAAAAUCUGUUUUUAGAAAACAAAACCUAAGAAACCGAAAAUAGAAAAUAUUUAAUAUUGCUUUUAAAAAUUUACCUAAAAAUUUUCUUAUUCCACGCAAAAGAGGUUUAACAAUUAUUGUCGGUGAUCUACAAAAAUAAUUAAUUAAAAACUAAAAUAUGUAUACUUUAUUAUAAAAUCAACUAUAAAAGAAAGUUUAACUACUUAAAAAAAAACAAGUGGAAACAUUAGUUUCCAUUUCAUAAUUAAUUAGAAUAAAAAAAAAAGAAUUUUUCACUUUUAUGAAAAUUACAAAUUUUUUAUAUGACUAAUAAUAAGGAUAAGAAAAAUAUUCAAUUUUGGACAUGCUACCUCUUAUGUAUAACCUAUUAGCUUUAUAAUUGUAGCAAUUUAAUUUUCGAUUUUUAGUUACUUAUCAUGAAAUAUUAUUUUCAUAAAUAAAACUAUGUAUUACAUUUGUAAAAAAAUUCCGAAUUGUUUAUAAACAAGUUUGUUAAUUUUUAAAAUAGAAACAAGGAAGUUACAAGAAAGCGAAAACUUAAGAAAUGUAAAUUAUUUAUUAGAAGUUAAUAAAGUUUUAUCUUAACAGACUUGUGGAAAGUUUGAGUAAGAAUACGAAUACAUAAA
Molecule: messenger RNA, 2339 nt
Organism: Leptopilina heterotoma
Lineage: Eukaryota; Metazoa; Arthropoda; Insecta; Hymenoptera; Figitidae
Product: opioid-binding protein/cell adhesion molecule-like
Exons: 8
Coding region: 411-1370 (319 amino acids)
Biological process (GO): synapse organization
Cellular component (GO): neuron projection membrane
Source: RefSeq, a predicted model, not a curated record